Knipowitschia caucasica is the source of this 570-nucleotide messenger RNA. The record is from the annotation of a GenBank genome assembly. Lineage: Eukaryota; Metazoa; Chordata; Actinopteri; Gobiiformes; Gobiidae.
AUGGCGACGAAGAGCGCUCUCCUGAUUCUGUCCCCGGGAGCGGAGGAGAUGGAGACAGUGAUCCCUGCGGACGUGCUGCGCAGAGCGGGGAUUUCAGUGACUGUAGCUGGACUCGUGGGGAAAGAGCCAGUUAAGUGCAGUAGGGGCGUGGUCAUCUGUCCUGAUGAGAGUCUGCAGGAGGCCAGCAAGCAGGGCCCGUUCGAUGUGGUGCUUCUCCCGGGGGGGAUGCCUGGGGCCCAGAACCUGGCUGAGUCUGCUGAUGUGAAGUUGGUGCUGCAGGAGCAGGAUGCUCGCGGAGCUUUGAUCGCAGCCAUCUGUGCAGGUCCCACCGCUCUCCUGGCCCAUGGCAUCGGCUUCGGACGCACGGUCACCACUCACCCUGCUAUGAAGGACAAGAUGAUGACUGGAGACCACUAUAAAUAUUCUGAGGCGCGCGUGCAGAAGGACGGACAUUACAUCACCAGCCGUGGGCCAGGGACCAGCUUUGAGUUUGCUCUGGCCAUCGUAGAGGAGCUCAUGGGAAAGGAGGUUGCGGCUCAAGUUCGAGCUCCCCUCCUGCUGAGAGACUGA